AUGAAGUUCUACCUGAUUUGUGUCUUCUUAUUCGCUUGCUUCACCUGUUACUAUGCCCAAGAAGGUAAUAAGUUCUACUGUGGAAGGACCUUGUCAAGAGCUAUAGCUGCUCUCUGCUGGAGUGAUGAGUCCAAGAGAGAUGCUGGCUGGUGGCCCCAUCAUGGCUCCAGGAUUCUUGCUGGUAACCGAGGCAAAAGGGGACCUGCUGACGAGUGCUGUGAGAAGUCCUGCUCCGUUCAAGAACUGAUGUCCUACUGUUGA
Messenger RNA from Spodoptera littoralis (African cotton leafworm), 261 nucleotides. The record is from the annotation of a GenBank genome assembly. Lineage: Eukaryota; Metazoa; Arthropoda; Insecta; Lepidoptera; Noctuidae.